Messenger RNA from Acaulospora morrowiae, 168 nucleotides. Lineage: Eukaryota; Fungi; Glomeromycota; Glomeromycetes; Diversisporales; Acaulosporaceae. The record is from the annotation of a GenBank genome assembly.
AAUUAAAAGAGAAGAUAAAAGAACAAGAAAUGAAAAUUGAAAAGACAAGUCCAGAAGUAGAAAAAGAGAGUACUAGCAAGGCAGGUCCAGAUAUUAGAGCAAAAGAAAUGAAAUCAUAUAUAGAAAUGAAGCAAGUGAAGCAAAAAGAAGAAGGAAAAGCCCAAAGAA